AUGGGAUCAACUUGUCUUCAAAUCCCAAUUAAUCAAAAUGACAUUUCACUUUGGGAUCAAGUGUCCAUAAGCAAACAAGAAAAGUAUGCUUAAUUAAGAAUUCAAUAAAAAUUCAGUGAAUCAUCAUCAUGUCCUGAUGAACAUGUUCAAAUGACUAGUCAUUCAAAUGAUGAAAAUGAUAAUAGUUAAGAUGAUAUAAGUCUUCCUAUAGUGGAUUAAAGUCCAGCUAAGACUUGCAAGAGCAUUUUAAAAAAUAAGAAUGAUUUUUAGAUUGUACGAUCUAAUAAUUAAAAUAAAACUGUUUCAUUUAGUUUUGUACCUCCAGAUUAAUUAAAAGAAAUGAUGAACUCAAAAGGAAAAUUAUCAGAAGAAUAAAAAAGAUUUCUUGAAUCAUUAUAUGAAUCAGUUUGA
This is a messenger RNA of Paramecium primaurelia, 411 nucleotides long. Lineage: Eukaryota; Ciliophora; Oligohymenophorea; Peniculida; Parameciidae. The record is from the annotation of a GenBank genome assembly.